CCAUAAGUCUACCCAUGUCAAACGUACAUACACAGGCAUUCGGAUUGGAACAUGUGUCCGUGACGAGGUGGCGUAAAUUUGGACACAUGGACAGUAAUGGAAUCACUGGCAGGGGAGGGGGAGGCCGUCCCCACAGCGCUCACCGGCACAGCGCAGGAACCAAAAAAAAUGCGCCCACUCCUGGCAUUGGAAUUCCUGAUCUUCCGCAUGGGCUAGAGGCAUGGCGUGCUGCCGUGAAGCAGUGGGAGGACCCUGCAGCAUCUAUCGGAGGCAAGGCCCUCAAGGACUGGCCGGAGGAGUGGUAUACUGGUGACAUGCGCACGAUCAACGGCGUGAAGCGGAAAAUCCGCAAGGUCAUCACCAUAAAGUUCUACCGGCUGCACGGGGAUGACGGAGUGUUUCUGGAGAAGUACCCUGAAGCAAACCGUGAGGCCGAGCCACUCUUCGACGCAAUACAGCGCGGGCGCGAGGCACGCGGAGAAAUCACUGGACGAACGAGCAAGAACGGCCAGCCAGAAGUCCGAGCAUCAGCCUCGCGCUGA
Molecule: messenger RNA, 542 nt
Organism: Suillus discolor
Lineage: Eukaryota; Fungi; Basidiomycota; Agaricomycetes; Boletales; Suillaceae
Exons: 2
Coding region: 15-542 (175 amino acids)
Source: RefSeq, a predicted model, not a curated record